This is a messenger RNA of Drosophila persimilis, 1419 nucleotides long. RefSeq lists its product as uncharacterized. Bases 37 to 1095 code for a protein of 352 amino acids. NCBI's taxonomy places the organism in Eukaryota, Metazoa, Arthropoda, Insecta, Diptera, Drosophilidae. The record is from RefSeq and is a predicted model, not a curated record. The transcript is spliced from 2 exons.
AGCUGCCUUUAAUCAAUAAAAAUCGAUUCUUUAAUAAUGUCCAAGUUUAAUGUUUGGCUGAUCUUCUGGUGUGCCGUGAUGAUGAUUCAGCCUUGGAUGAACCAGAGCCAUGCCCUGGCUGCGGAUGCGGUCAAUGCCACAGCUGUGCAAUCCACUUCAGGCUUAGUGACGGGAGAAGCAACAACCGCCAAAACUACGGCCUCUCCCCAGGCAGUGGUCAAGUCAUCCACUCGCCAAGAAGCUGCCAAGGAAAUCGUCGCGGGAGCUCCUACAGUCACCCCCACAACAGACCCAGUGACUGGCCCAGCCGGACCCAAAAUCGAGAAGGCACGAUUGGGAUCAUCAGUUCGACUGAUCACGGGCUUACUGUCCGGCUUGCAUCGGACCAAGCGCCGCUUGUCGCUGCUGAAUGAUACCCUAAUGCCGCGUUCGGGUCCCCAAAAGGGCGGCCACGCUUCAUCUGCUCCCGUUGACACCACUACCUCGGCGCCGCCCAAAAUGGACUUAGAACUGUCGUCCCCCACUAUGAUGGAAGAUAGCGAGCAACAGGAACUCGACUAUCAACCGCAAAUGGUGGCCAAGCCUUUGGCCGAAGAUUUCCUCUUGAACGAGCCCGAAAACGAUCCGCACGGCGGUCACACUAUGACCUCGUCCAAGUACCGUUGCAUGCACAUGUCUUCGCCGGUUCUACCGCCGAUAUUCAUCAUGUUGCAACAGCUGUUGCAGCCCAGCCCAAUGAUGGAGACGGCCACUGAGAUGCACCACAGCCCCAUUACAUCACAACUGUUUGAGUUACUCAAUGACGUCGAGGACAUGACGCUGCAGAAUAUUCCCAAUGUAAUCGAGCGUCUGCUGGCGAAUCGUUUCGUGUUCGCGAGUGGUACCCAACUGGAUAACAAGGACAAGGGCACGCAGCAGGAUGACGAUGUCUCCGAGAACGACGAGCUCAAGAAGGAAGCUGCUGAAGUCGCACCCACUCACGAUAAGGACGAAAUCGUUCUCGUGUGUCCCCUACACCAUGAGCAUCAUGCCAAUCACAAUGGCGAAAUAAUUGACGAUAACGUUAUCCAUGUUGACCAGUGCCACGUUGUAUAGGUCUGUAGAUCGAGGUAGACAUAGUAUAGCGGUAGAAUAUUAGGUUUAUAGGUAGCUAAUAUUUGAAAUUGUGCUUUGGUGUCACUCAAAAUUUUUAGGUUUUUUUUUUAGCAUUUAGCUGUUUCUAUUUCGGGUUUUUUGUUUAGUUUAGUCAGGGAAUUGCGUCAGUGUCAAAAUAUUUUUUUUCGAUUUUUUGCAUCAAAACUUAAAAUGGCAAACAAGUGUUAUUUAAUUGCGUUUAGGCAAUUGUUUAUAUUAGAGAUUAUUGGAAGUUAGCGAGGUAACCAGAUUCCUUAGCAUUUAUAGAAAGAAAAAAAUAAAAAC